Glycine soja is the source of this 2005-nucleotide messenger RNA. Its product is annotated as CBL-interacting serine/threonine-protein kinase 21. Lineage: Eukaryota; Viridiplantae; Streptophyta; Magnoliopsida; Fabales; Fabaceae. Gene Ontology annotation, biological process: signal transduction; protein phosphorylation. Bases 206 to 1609 code for a protein of 467 amino acids. Gene Ontology annotation, molecular function: ATP binding; protein kinase activity. The transcript is spliced from 15 exons. The record is from RefSeq and is a predicted model, not a curated record.
AUUAAGUUGUCCAAUGAAACUCAAAAAGGUAGCCAUUUUACAUGGUCUAAAAGAACCAAGACUUAUCAUAGUGGAGAUCAAAUAAAUUGUGUGCAGACUUCAAAUCAAAGCAAAAGUUAUAUUAUAUAGCAUACAGUUUGCUAUACAGUUUAUAUUACAAGUUCUUGAAAAGAAUCAGUGCCAAAAACUUGACACCAGGAGAGGAAUGGGGCUUGUAAAAAAAAUUGGGAAGUAUCAGCUUGGUAGGACAAUUGGAGAAGGUACAUUCUCUAAGGUUAAGCUGGCUGUCAAUGGCAACAAUGGUCAGAAGGUUGCGAUCAAGGUCAUUGAUAAGCAUAUGGUCCUGGAAAACAAUCUUAAGAAUCAGGUUAAAAGAGAGAUCAGAACAAUGAAACUUCUCCAUCAUCCAAAUAUAGUUAGAAUUCACGAGGUUAUUGGCACAAAAACGAAGAUAUACAUUGUGAUGGAAUAUGUUUCAGGAGGACAGCUAUUCGACAAGAUAUCCUAUGGAGAGAAGUUGAAUGCAUGUGAGGCAAGAAAACUAUUCCAGCAACUUAUUGAUGCCCUGAAAUACUGCCAUAACAAAGGGGUUUAUCAUCGAGAUCUCAAGCCAGAAAACUUGCUUCUUGACAGCAAGGGAAAUCUCAAAGUGUCUGAUUUUGGAUUAAGUGCAUUGCAAAAGCAUAACGAUGUCUUAAACACGCGGUGUGGAUCCCCAGGCUAUGUGGCACCUGAGCUGCUAUUGAGCAAGGGGUAUGAUGGAGCAGCUGCUGAUGUUUGGUCAUGUGGGGUGAUCCUUUUUGAAUUACUUGCAGGCUAUUUACCAUUUAACGACCGGAACUUGAUGAACUUAUAUGGAAAGAUAUGGAAGGCAGAAUAUAGAUGUCCCCCAUGGUUUACUCAGAAUCAAAAGAAACUAAUUGCCAAAAUACUUGAACCACGUCCUGUAAAGCGGAUAACUAUACCAGAUAUUGUUGAAGAUGAGUGGUUUCAGACUGACUACAAGCCUGUUUUUGCAUCUGAAUUUGAUCAGAACAUUAACUUGGAUGAUGUUGAUGUUGCUUUCAAUUCAAUUAAGGAGAAUAUCAGAGAGUCAACGAUACCCAAGUCCUCAAGUUUCAUUAAUGCGUUUCAACUAAUAGCCAUGUCUCAGGACCUUGAUCUAUCUGGCCUUUUUGAAGAACAGGAUGAAAAAAAGCAGAGAACAAGGCUGGGAUCCAAACACACUAUCAAUGAAACGAUAGAAAAAAUAGAAGCUGCCGCAACAGAUGUAGGAUUGUCAAUAGAGAAAAUGAACAACUUUAAGAUAAAAAUGCAACCAAAACAUAUAAUGACUAGGUGUUCUAGAUCAUACCUAUCAGCCCAGGUGAUUGAAGUUGCUCCAACUCAUUGUGUUAUAGAAAUAUCAAAAUCUACAGGAGAUCUAAGAGUGUACCAUAAAUUUUGUGAAAGUUUAUCAAAUCUGCUGAAACAAAAACCUGAUGUGCCAUCACAAAGCCAAGAUUCAGUAGAUCUAUGUGCCGCUGAAAGAAAAAAACAAGAUGCUGGAUGCUACGAAGAGCCAAAAAGUGAAGAUAGCAAACCUCUUCCUGGCUAUAAAUCUGCUUGAAGAUGGACUGAAUCCAUGUCUCUUUCAUUUUAGUGAAGUUCAUGGAAGUUUGACAAGGAUGAAACAAAGUACAAAAAAAAAUCACGUAGCAAAUUUUUUGCUAUGAAUAUUUCUUCUUUGCUCCGUUUCAUCUAUCUUCUUGAUGGAAGCAAUUUUCUUCUUUUUUUCGAUUUUCUUUUCCGUUGUUUUUUUUUUUUUUUUUCAUUCAUUACUCUCUUCAUUGUAAAAUAAUGAGAAAUGGAAAUUUGGCAUUUCCACGGACGGAAAUCCUCUGUCCCAAAAUCCUGUCCCCUUCCCCUAAUCAAAUUGUACCUCCUCAUUUAAUGAGCUACGUCAGCAUCACUGUAAUUUUCACGAAGUUUAACGCUGUUAGUGGUUAGUUACUGUUCCCCCUCA